Oryzias melastigma (Indian medaka) is the source of this 1403-nucleotide messenger RNA. RefSeq names its product pleckstrin homology domain containing, family B (evectins) member 2 (gene plekhb2). Gene Ontology annotation, cellular component: membrane. The transcript is spliced from 8 exons. The record is from RefSeq and is a predicted model, not a curated record. Gene Ontology annotation, biological process: regulation of cell differentiation. Bases 270 to 926 code for a protein of 218 amino acids. Lineage: Eukaryota; Metazoa; Chordata; Actinopteri; Beloniformes; Adrianichthyidae.
CACGGAGUUAAAGAAAAAGUUCUUCAGUUACAAUUCACUCCAGUAGAGACAUGUUUACGCCAGACUCCAACAGAAAGACCGAACCUCUGUCUGAAUCCAUGUGUUCCUGCGUGAACGGGAAUUCAACCCCAGUGACGCUGCUAGCAUGCAAGGAUAGUCAGUUUCAGCUACUAACAGACACUUUACCAGACUUCUAGACCGAAGAGCCCGAAACAACCCCCACCAGACAUAGCAGACACUCACUGUCAAGUUUGCUUGUCUCUUCUCAGAUGGCUGUGGUGAAGAGUGGUUGGCUUCACAGACAGAGUACCAUCCUGCGCCGCUGGAAGAGGAACUGGUUCGACUUAUGGGCUGACGGACGCCUGGUGUUCUACAAUGACCAGCAGAGGCGGGACAUGGAGGACGAUCUUCACAUGAGAGUCAGCUGCAUCAACAUCCGGAAUUCUGCUGCAUGUCUGGAUCUGACCCCCCCGGAGGGGAAGCCCCGAGAUGCCUUGCUGCAGAUAGUGUGCAGGGAUGGGCGCGUCAUCAGCCUGUGUGCUGACAGUGCAGAUGAUGCUCUAGCGUGGACCAUGGCUCUUCAAGAUGCCAGAAUUAAUAUGGUGGUUGCAGCCCCUCAGGCCGGCUUUACACAGGAAGUUAUGGCAUCGGCUCCUCCCCCUUACUCAGAAUAUGCCCACCCACAGGUUUAUGCUCCAGGCCCAUAUGGGGAUUACACUACUCUCCCUCUCAACACCACACAGGUUGUGUACUCUGCUGAAGGGGAACCAUACACUGUUGCUUAUCCAUAUCAGUACCAAGGUGCUGCAGUGAACCAUGUGAUCAUCCGGGAGCGGCAGCGCGAGGAUGCAGGAGACGUGGCUCUGGGCAUGCUCGCUGGAGCAGCUACUGGUUUGGCUCUGGGAUCUCUCUUCUCAGUCUUUUAAGUUAUGAUCAGUCCGUCAGGGUACAUCUGAGAUACUAUAAGCACUUUGGCUGUUUGUCAACCUUUUUGAGUUGUCUUAAUAUGAAUAGUCUUCAUAACUUGGUUUCAAAAACAUGUUUAUGCACGCUUUAGGUCCUCUGAACAACAUUGAUGUCCCUGUUGGUGUUUAUUCUGGAUUGUUUCUCUGUUAUUUGCUUACUGCCAGGUUUGUUGCGAAUGUAUUCUGCUUGAUGGUGGUGAACGCAGCCUUGAAUAACACACACACAAAUACUUCCUUUCAUCUUUCUAUUUUCUGGAGCCUUGUUUGGAGGAAUUUGGUUUUGAUAUUUACCAAAAUCCUACUGAAAAGGGGAAAAGAUAUCCUUACCGUUUGAUUUUCUGUCAGUGUGCAUAAUUUUGUUCUUUUCUCUCAUUGGCAGCUGUUGACGUGUUUUUGUUUGAACCUGAUUUAAAAUAAAGUGUUGGUUUCUGCCCUGAA